Molecule: messenger RNA, 463 nt
Organism: Suillus bovinus
Lineage: Eukaryota; Fungi; Basidiomycota; Agaricomycetes; Boletales; Suillaceae
Exons: 3
Coding region: 1-459 (152 amino acids)
Source: RefSeq, a predicted model, not a curated record
AUGCAAUCAACAAACAACGACUGCGUCGCCAGUCGGAACUACACCAUAAACCAGACGACUGCCCAAACCCAUAUGCUACCUUGUGGCAGGGUCGGAUGUCCGGUCGUUUUCGUUUAUGGUGUUGGCACCGACUGGCUCACGGUCAGUUGCCUGAUCACCGUUGCCUCAUCAACUGACCACUCGCCGGUCUGCAAGGGCGGCAAGCACAGCAGGCGCUGGGUCCCUGCGCAGCUCGCGCCUAAGAGCAUUGCGAGCGGAAGAAAGCGGAGAAAAAGGAGGAUGAAAGAAAACAAGAGCUCGAGGACGACGAGUACACCGAGGAUGUACAAGCCCACAUCCGUCACCUGCCGCGGAUGUCACAAGGUCAUCAUCAUUGACCAACGCUCCAGAUACUAUCCUGGACUAUGGGUCAAGCACAGGGGAAAGUGCCCCGGCAUCCGCGAGAUAGAGGUGAGCUAAUUUC